Molecule: messenger RNA, 669 nt
Organism: Pistacia vera
Lineage: Eukaryota; Viridiplantae; Streptophyta; Magnoliopsida; Sapindales; Anacardiaceae
Product: secreted RxLR effector protein 161-like
Exons: 1
Coding region: 1-669 (222 amino acids)
Source: RefSeq, a predicted model, not a curated record
AUGCAAGAUGCUCAUCCUUGUCCAACUCCCAUGGCUGCCGGGACAAAGCUUUUCUCUUCUGACAGUGAAUUAUUUAAAGAUCCCACUUUAUAUAGAAGUACCAUUGGAGCCUUGCAGUAUGUGACAUUGACUAGACCCGAUAUAAGCUUCACAGUCAACAAGCUUAGUCAAUUUCUCCAAGCACCCACUGAACUUCAGUGGCAAGCCUACAAAAGAGUGUUAAGGUACAUAAAAGGAACUCAAUUCCAUGGUUUACAGUUCAAACCAGCAACUACUCUUUGUGUUGAGUGUUACACAGAUGCUGAUUGGGGAAGUAACCUUGAUGAUAGAAGGUCUACUAGCUGGUAUUGUAUCUACUUGGGACCUAACCUUGUUCAAUGGAGUUCUCGCAAGCAAAAGGUUGUUGCUUUGUCUUCAACAGAGGCUGAAUACAGAGCUCUUGUGCAAACAGCAACUGAACUGGCUUGGUUAGACAGUUUGUUCUCUGAAUUAGGUGUUAAGGUGACUACAACUCAUUUAAUUUGGUGUGAUAAUCUUAGUGCAGGAGCUUUGGCAGCCAAUCCUGUUUUUCAUGCUCGAACCAAGCAUAUAGAAAUUGACACACAUUACAUAAGGGAUCAGGUUCUAGCUAAGAAAGUGAUAGUGCAAUAUGUCCCUUCCAAAUUGUAG